AAAAAAAAUGUGUUUAUUUCCUGUUAUAGUAAACGGUUUGAAAAACAUUAGCGAUGGAGGCUGAUCCAAAUAACAGAACAUUGAUAAUUACAAGCACGACAGAUGGAAAUGUAUGCUUUUCCGAUGUGACAACUGUUGCUAAAAGAUGGAUGAUUGACUUCAGUUUUGUUAGUUUGUGUCAAUUCUUCAAAGAGGGCAAAUUUGAAGAAUUCAACCAAACGAUUUCGACGCUGGAAACGAUCAUUGAUGGUACCCCUCAUUUAAACACCGAACAGAGACAGAAAAGGCAGAUAUGUGGCUUCCUCGCACGGAUAAUGCACGGGAAACAUUUAGACGUGUCCUUCGACAGAGACGAGCGGUUGUCGCCUCUGAUGUCGGCUGUCGGUGUCUGGGCGUCUCAGGAAGAGACUGUGGCGGAUGACACUCUGUUCCAGCACAUCGCCAAUCUACUCUAUGUUCAGAGUGUUGCUGUGUGUCUGGAGAAAGGGAACUGCGUCUUGGCUUCAUCAGCUCUCAAAUGGCUCGAGGAGGAGUGUGAAAUCCCACAGAACUUGGGAAUCAAGCUGUCAUUGAUCGUGAGUAAGAGGGACACGUAUCACCCGUUCCUGCUCAGCUUCAGCUGGAACCGUCUGCUGGAGAACGUACAGACCUUCCUGGAUCGCUUCCUGGAGAAACACCCGUCGGACUUCCUGCUCCAGGCAGCCACUAAGGUGGUCAAGGCAGGCCAGGAGACAGGGGAGGAUUCUGAGACUCGGGAGGCGUCAUAUACUACCAGCCAAUCUUCUGAACACUCCAAAGUGAAUCAGGAGACCGGUGUUCUUAUGAGACCCAAGAAGAAGAAGCUGCUGUCAACAAGGAAUAUUCAUCCCUGGAAACCAGAGUCUGGCAAGAAGCCUGCACUCACUGUUAUGAGAAAAGGGGUGUCGACGAGGUUGACCUCCCGAAGAGCCUCGUCUGAGACGACCCUGAACACCACGACUCUUAGCAACACAACUCUGAACACCAAUACAACCAGGAAGACUCAUGGCAGGUGGCCGUGGGAUCUGGACUUGGCGCUGAAGGCGGGAGUGAAGCGUCACGGGGAGGGGAAAUGGUCGCGUAUCCUCCAGGAACACGACUUCCAGGGGCGCACGGGGGUUCAACUCAAAGACCGUUGGAGGGUCCUCAAGAAGGCGCAUAAAGUCAACUCCUCCUAAGGCCCGUGUCUCAAAUGGGAUCUUAUUCACUACGAAGUGCACUACUUUUGACCAGAGCCCUAUGAGACCUGAAUAGGGAAAAAAAGGGUGUGACCUUCGGGACUAAGUUUUUAAAAAUAUUUAUUUACCUUUAUUUAACCAGGCAAGUCAGUUAAGAACAAAUUCUUAUUUUCAAUGAUGGCCUAGGAACAGUGAGUUAAACUGCCUUGUUCAGGGGCAGAACGAUAGAUUUU
Molecule: messenger RNA, 1429 nt
Organism: Oncorhynchus mykiss (rainbow trout)
Lineage: Eukaryota; Metazoa; Chordata; Actinopteri; Salmoniformes; Salmonidae
Source: RefSeq, a predicted model, not a curated record